Messenger RNA from Gavialis gangeticus (Gharial), 1338 nucleotides. It is a transcript of the gene ZIC2, whose product is annotated as Zic family member 2. Gene Ontology annotation, cellular component: nucleus. Bases 1 to 1338 code for a protein of 445 amino acids. The transcript is spliced from 5 exons. Gene Ontology annotation, molecular function: RNA polymerase II cis-regulatory region sequence-specific DNA binding; DNA-binding transcription factor activity, RNA polymerase II-specific. Gene Ontology annotation, biological process: regulation of transcription by RNA polymerase II; central nervous system development. Lineage: Eukaryota; Metazoa; Chordata; Crocodylia; Gavialidae. The record is from RefSeq and is a predicted model, not a curated record.
AUGCUCAACACCGCAUUUUUCUUGGACGUGUUUGGGGCCUUUCCAUUCUCAGAGGCAGAAUCUUUCUUUAAACUCUUUUGCCGAGAAGUGGGGCUGAAUAACUUCGUGGACUCGGCGGCGGCGCACAUGGGCGCCUUCAAGCUCAACCCCGGGGCCCACGACCUGUCGCCCGGGCAGAGCUCGGCGUUCAGCUCGCAGGCGCCGGUCUACCCGGCCGCCGCGCUGGGGCCGCACGCCGCGCACGUCGGCUCCUACUCCGGGGCGCCCUUCAACUCCACCCGGGACUUCUUGUUUCGCAGCCGGGGCUUCGGGGACUCGGCGCCGGGCGGCGGGCAGCACGGGCUCUUCGGGGCGCCGGCCGGCAGCCUGCACCACCCACACACGGACGCUCAGAGCCACCUACUCUUCCCGGGCAUCCACGAGCAGCACGGCCCGCACCCCUCGCAAAACGUGCUGAACGGGCAGAUGCGGCUGGGCUUGCCCGGGGAGGUCUUCGCGCGCUCGGACCAGUACCGCCAGGUCUCCAGCCCCAGGACUGACCCCUACUCCGCGGCGCAGCUGCACAACCAGUACGGCUCCAUGAACAUGAACAUGGGCAUGAACAUGGCAGCGCACCACCACCACCACCACCACCCCGGGGCCUUUUUCCGCUACAUGCGGCAGCAGUGCAUCAAGCAGGAGCUGAUCUGCAAGUGGAUCGACCCGGAGCAGCUGAGCAGCCCCAAAAAGAGUUGCAACAAAACUUUCAGCACCAUGCACGAGCUGGUCACCCACGUCUCGGUGGAGCACGUCGGCGGGCCCGAGCAGAGCAACCACGUCUGCUACUGGGAGGAGUGCCCCCGCGAGGGCAAGCCCUUCAAGGCCAAGUACAAACUGGUCAACCACAUCCGCGUGCACACGGGGGAGAAGCCCUUCCCCUGCCCCUUCCCCGGCUGCGGGAAAGUUUUCGCCAGAUCCGAGAACCUAAAAAUCCACAAAAGGACGCACACAGGGGAAAAGCCCUUCCAGUGCGAGUUCGAGGGCUGCGACCGGCGCUUCGCCAACAGCAGCGACCGCAAGAAGCACAUGCACGUGCACACCUCGGACAAGCCCUAUCUCUGCAAGAUGUGCGACAAGUCCUACACGCACCCCAGCUCGCUGCGCAAGCACAUGAAGGUCCACGAGUCGUCCCCGCAAGGCUCCGAGUCGUCCCCGGCCGCCAGCUCUGGCUACGAGUCGUCCACGCCGCCGGGCCUGGUGUCGCCCAGCGCCGAGACGCAGAGCACGGCCAACCUGUGGGAGUAUCCAGCCGCGUUUCUGGAAAGCGAGGGAUUAGAAAUAUCCAGCUGGUGCUUUUAA